Molecule: messenger RNA, 4278 nt
Organism: Neospora caninum
Lineage: Eukaryota; Apicomplexa; Conoidasida; Eucoccidiorida; Sarcocystidae
Exons: 1
Coding region: 1-4278 (1425 amino acids)
Source: RefSeq, a predicted model, not a curated record
AUGGGGGCGACGAGUUCGUCGUUUCAGGAAGAUUCCACGGAGCCUUUUGAGGCUGCGGUAGCGGCGGGGAAACAGCUUGCCGAGUGGCAGCUUGCCCGUCUGGCCAUUUUGGCACAGCGACGCCGAACUGGAGGGUUGGAGGAACGCAACAAUCUCCGAGGCGGCGGCGAACAGCUGCCUCCGCCUUUCUCGUGCACGGAGAAUUGUGGGGGAGCAGAACCGCGCCGAGGGGACGGGGAGAAUUCUCUAAGCGGUUCCACCGCAGAGUCGAAGGGUAAACCCUGGCGUCGCCCACAGGCGCAAACCUGCAAAAGAGCUUCGGGUCCUCCCGUGCGGCAACCGUUCACUCUCUUCGCCGUGUCUUCUUCUCUUGCCGAGUUAAAUCCAUCCGCUCGUUUCCGAUCUCCCCGGCGCUGUCAAGGGACAUGCAGUGAUGGGCGUCCCCUUGCCACUCAGGUGUGCGUGUCCUCGGCGGACGAACCACGGAAACGGACAGAGGACAUCUCAUCUGAAGACAUCAAAGUCGACAGCACGAGGACGCCAGUUUUGGAAGAGGCAGAGGCUUUGAUUGGGCAAUCGGGGGUUUUCGCUGGAAACUCUGGUGAGCCGGGAAGCGCUCACCAAAGACCGAAGGUCUGGGAAGCGAUCCAGAGCCGCGAACGGGCCAAGUCUGUGCCUUGCGUUGCGAGAAGAACAGCUUUGUUCGGAUGCUAUUUUCCAUCAAGUGCCAAGAACGACACGUGUUCGUGGCGGGGGUCAGCACGUCCCGUGGACUCUGAGGCGUUGUCGCGUUCCUCCAGGCCACGCUCUAUUCGCUCCACUUCUCUUCCGGCGUCUUCUGUUUCGAAGGAAACAAAAAGGUUCGCGAAGGAUCGUUCCGAGGGCGAUUUUCUGUCUCGAGCUGUUUUUGAGCCCUGCGUAAAGGUCAUGGACAUGAACGAGGACCGCGAUCUUGAACCUGAAAGAAACCCCGCGCGAGAAACGAACAACGCCUCUACCUGGUCUCGGGCGUCCGGCCACCGAGACACGGGUUGUUGGUGCUCGUUUUCCCACGAUUCGGACAGGGUGGGCACCCCUUCUUCGUCCAAUGUGUUUCGCAACUCCCCGGGCUGGCCUUCACAGGCCGCCCCCCUUCGUCUUCUUCUUCUCCUCGCCCCUGAAAUUUCCUCUUCGGCCUUGCCUCCCCUUCCCCACAGUGACCGCAGAGGGACGCGGUGUCUGAUCAAUCACAGUCCCACAGUCGUUCUGCUUCACACGCUCUACUUGCUCCAGCAGCGCGUGCGGAGUGACGACGAGCUGGCCAAGGGAACGAAACACAGAGAGGGUCUCGCCACAUUUCACUCCUGUUGUGAAUCUAGACGCGGCGAGCGUACGCGAGACUGUGAAGGCCGUGACGAGAAACCGUUUCUCCCUCCAUCGGGCAGACCACUGCCACAGUCGCCUUGUCAGAAGGCGAGAACGGCAGAUGUCUCGAGGGGUCCUUUUUGCUUCUCUUCCCACUCCACCGGGGAGAAAAAACAGGAGAGAUGUUUGGACACACCUUUUUGGGUCCAGCUUGAACCCGAUUUGUCUCAUCCCUCUUGUCGUUCGGAUUGCUCUCCACCCGCUGUGGAUCGAAAAAUCACGAAAGAAAACCAGCCCUCCAGUCUUCCUUCGGCUGUUCGACUCGACCACGGUGCGGCGUCUGCAGGCGGCGCCGUCGGAGCAAACCAGGCAGCGACGCCGUGGAACUCAGGCAGCCUGACACGUGUCCCCGAAAAGGAAGGACGGGUCACCCGGUUUCCGCUGGAAGGCAGUAAACGUCGACUCUUAUCCGUCAGUGAACAACCGACUCGCCAAGACGCUGUGUGUCCUGGAUGGUGCGCGCCGUCCUCUACCAAGCUUCUCCAAGACCAAAAAAAAACGGAGAGCCGAUCAACGCGCCCGUCCGUCUCCCAGUUCGACCUCAACAGGACCCACCAAGGAGAGGCCUAUGCCCGUGCACAGCAGGGAGUCUCUUCUCAACUUUUCCUUCCGGUUUCUCUCCCUGUGGCUUCGCCGGUAGCUCAAGUUCUCUUCGGCUGGCAAGCUCUUGCAAAGCGUCGGUGGUCUUGCCCCCUACAAGGCUCCAGCUCACUUUCGCUUCCUUGCCGUUCUUCAGAAAUUUCUGAGGGGAUCCAUGAAGUGAGAACUACGUUUGUCCCAGAGAACUCGACUUCAGCUUCUCGGACCCAACUCUCUUUCUGCUCCCUGCCGUGUGUCGUGCUCUUCGUUCUCCAGCACUUCCGGGCGGAGACGCACUACCUCGCCCCACGCCUCUUCCUGGAAGGCCUUCUCAACGCGGGUCUUCUUUUCCUCUUCACGGGUGCGUCGUGUCCAGCCUUUUUGCCUGGCCAGACGUGCAUCGAGGCGUGGGAAGACCAGCAGAUGAAGAGCCUAGAGCAAGAAUCGCAUGUUGCGAGAAAACAUGGUGCAAAGGAAGAGUUUGCAGAAACGAAACGCGCUACGGACGAACGAAACAAACAAGUCAAGACGGAAAGUAUCUGGGUGUCCUCGCCUUCAGAUCUGGGGUUCUGUGGGCCCCCGGAGAGUGACGUUACUCCUCAGGAAAAGGAAACGAGGAGCAGACACUCGUUUCAGGGCAUCAAUCGAGUGGUCGAGUAUGAAUACGAAGAAGACACGGAAAUCACGGGAAACGAGUGGCUGUUUGGUACGAGUGGCAGAGGCGCAGAGACAACACAUCGAGCAGUAAACCGAAAAACGCUUUUCGAAUAUUGCGUUGACACGAGCUGUGCGGUCGCUUCCCCGUCCGCACCGCCUCACGUUCGUUCUCCUGUCAGUUCUCUGGCCCUGGACGAGACAAUCCUGGAGGAGGCGGCUGGAGGAAAGGCCGCUGCUCCACAUGCGAGCCAGCAGAGUUCUGACGUAACGUAUUCACUCCGGGCGGAGCUUCGGACCCCUUCUUCGCCGCUCACGCAUGCGCCCGAGCGGCAGGGCUUCUCCUUUGUUUCCUUUUCCUCCGGAUCUGCCCUUUCCCUUUCCCUCGAGAUGGAAUUCUCCGACGCGUCUGAAGCCAACGAAGGCGAAAGAGAGACAAAAGGCAGCAGUGCUCGCGGCAUGCCUUCAGCUGUAGCGAAAGUGGACACUUCUUCACAGGCGGCUGGGCGAGACGGCAGCAAGAAAGAGUCUGAUGGGAAUGAGGGGCCAUCCCCCUCUGUUCACGCUUUCUCCCAACUUUCAGCCCCAGCCAGCCAGCAUUCAGCUGCUUUCGAAGACCUAGCGUCCUACCCCAGCCUUUCUCCGGUCUUGACAGAGCCUUCGCCACGGGGAGAGAGGGAGAGCAAAACGACUGCUGCUUUGGGCGUUCCGCAGCUGGACUGGAUGUGUGGGCACUUUGCUAUGGCGGUUGCUCAUCGCGGUUUCGUUCACAAAAUAGCCGCCAACCUGAGCCGCUCACGGCAGUUCCGACAUGGGCCCAUCCCCGUCUUUCCGUUUCUUGCUCCCCUUAACGGAUCCGAAUUUCACUCUUUUUCACAUCUCGCUUCGUGUUCUCUGCCUUCACGUCCUCCUGCUGUGCCCCUUUGCCCUGUCAAGAGUAAGACACAGCUGGGCACAGAAGGAGAGGAGGAGCGAAUGGAGCACAGUUCCUUCUUCACCUGCGUGUACCCUCCUCCUAUCAAUCGCUCUGUUCGACGCACUGUAGCCAGACACCUGGGGGGACGAUACCUUCACACACCGGCGCACGGUUCGAGGCGCCCUGGUGGCCGAAACGAUGAAGCCAAAGAGAAACGCCAGAGAAGGCGAUUGAAAAGGAAUGGCCAAGAGGAUGGAAACGGGGGAGAGAAAGAAUCAGGAAAACAAGGUGGAAAAGGAAAGAGUUCAUUCGCUAAUUGCGACGGUCAGAGACACUCUGAGUCGCCGGAUCAUACGCGGGACCUGGAGAAGAGCCGGGAAAAGGGAGAACAGGCAGAGAAGGAAGAGAUGCGCUGGCACUGGAGAAGGCGUCAACUGCUCUACGAAGAAUGCACUGGCCUCACUGCCCCGAUGGCUGUGUACUGGCAACUGCGGGAAGACUUUGAGGUUUCUUCUCGACAGAAAAGGGGAGGACAGGGGGCCCACCCAGGCUGUCUCCGCUCUCCAUUUGCAAGUGAGGAAGAGUGGAGAGAAGAGGAAGCACGCGAAGCUGGGGACUUCCACGUUUUCAUAGUUGAUGGUACUUGCCGGAGCAGGCGGACUCGAAACGGGCAGGGGCAAGCCCGAGAUAACACAGCAGGUGAGAUCCCCCGCCGCCUUGACUGA